GAAGAUCGAGUGAGAAGGGGAGAGAGCAGCUAAAGCUAACAGCCCGCCAGUAAGACCUGCUGUUUUGCUCCUCUCCGCCGUGUUUGUUUAGCUAAGUAGCGUUAGCUAACUGAGCUUUUCCGUCAGACUAGCUCCUUCUCCGCGCGCGCUCUCCGACUCUGAGGAGGAAAGGGGAGGAGAAGCCUGGGCUGCCCCGCUCGCUCGCUCUCUCUCUCUCUCUCUCUCUCAUUCUCAGUAUCUCUCUUUCUCUCACUCUCUCUAUCUCUCCUCAGCUCUAUCGGGUUGCUGUGUGUUGUCGUCUCUCUCUCUCUCUCUUUCCCUCUCUCUCUCUCUGUACUCUACCAGUCCGCGAGCGGAGCUCUCUCUCAGAGCAGCACUAGCAGCUACACGAGCCUUGCGCUGCCGCUGCUGCCAGGGCAACGCCGCGCGCACACCUGGCCGCGUCACGUGACCCUGUGUACCUGGGCGUGGAUGGUGAAGCGACGGUUAGUUCUCCUCCAGGCUUCAGUCAGUCAGCCCGCUUCUCCAGACCGCCCGAGACGCGUCUCCGCCGCCUUCUUCCCCCGCAGGACUCCGCUCUCCUCCGCCGCUGCCGCUGCGCUCUCCGGGCGACUCGCCACCGCUCGCUCCAACUCAUAAGAUGUGAACUUUUUCCACGCAGCGCGGUUCUGGGGAUCUAUCGGCCGCUGUGUUAUUGUUUAUUAUCGUUAUUAUUAUUAUUAGUAUUAUUUUCUCCAGCUCUUUGGGGGAGGAACUGAAAUCUGGCCGCUCCGCGUGUUCGCGCUACUUCUCCUCCUCUUCUUCUGCCAAGAGUGCAUUCCAUCUGCAGGCAGAUUGGAGGUGGCAGAAAAGGGCCUCCUCAUUGCCGGGAGAACAGACGCCGCCGCAAUUAAACCUGACACCGCCGUUUAGAGCCUUACACACACACUCCUGUGAGGGCCUACUGGCGAGCUGCACUCAACUCUUAUGGCAAUGGCGGGUUGGGUGCAGAUGGUCCUGUUCUUGCUGUGGUGCGUUUUUUUAUCUGAGAGCUCUGCAGAGGUUUUGGAGUUUCCCACAGACACGUGCAUCAACAACGUAGUCCAGGACCCCGCCACAGGCCGAGUUUACUUGGGGGCAGUCAACACCAUUUACCAGCUUGACGCCUUUCUAAAGCUGGAGGCCAGAGCCGAGACCGGGCCAAAGAAAGACGCUCGGACCUGCACUCCGCCCGUCUCCGCCUGCACCACCGCCGAUCUCAAAGACACCAACAACAUCAACAAGCUCCUGCUGGUCCACCAUACUAACGGAUCUCUAAUCGUCUGCGGGAGCGUUUAUAAAGGCAUCUGCUCUCUUCUGAACCUCAGCAAUGUCAACCAGGAGAUCUACUACAGCGACACCAAAGGGGAAAGGACGUACGCCGCCAGCACCGACGAGAACAUUUCAGUGGUGGGGGUCAUGGCAACGUUCCUGCUGAAGGAAAACCCCGAUAAAAAGACAUUUCCCGUCUUCCUGAUUGCGAAGGCGCACGGAGGCCCGGAGGACAACCCCAAGCUCAUCGCCACUCGCAUCUUGGAGAACUACAAGGAGUGGGUGGUGUUCGAGAGCAUAGUGGAGGCCUCACCGGUGCAGGUCUUCCCCCACGGCCUCAAGUAUCAGCACCAGUUUCGCUUUGCCUUCAAAGACUCCGGCUACAUCUAUUUCCUCUUCUCCCGCACUCGCGACGAGUCGGACAACAAAAACUUCACCUUCCUCUCGCGCCUGUGCGAGAGGGACGAGAGCUAUUACUCCUACACGGAGCUGCAGCUCAACUGCAGUCGCAACGGCGUCCAGUACAACAAAGUCCAGGCUGCGUACGUAACCGAGCCAGGGAAGGAGCUGGCGCGUGCCAUGCUGGAUUCUGGUCAGUACGGCACCGUUUCAGUCUGGGAUAAAGUGCUGUUUAUAGUGGCCAGUCCAGAUGGCGAGGACGCUACAGACUCGGCGCUUUGCAUGUAUCCAUUAAAGCGCAUUAAUGAGCGGGUAGAGGACAUCCUCAACGCCUGCUACACCGACUACGGGAAAAUAGGAGGAAGAGCAGCUGUGUACAGCCCUUAUAAAUCCAUCACAGACAAUCCUUGUCAGAAUCAUCACACUAAGGAAAUAGUGGACCAGAACAAGUGUGGAGCAGAGUUUCUCCGGUACCCGCUGGCCAGCAGGCCACAGUUCGCUCUGCAGGCAGAGGCGGUCUUCUCCAGACAGGGUCGAGGCCAUCUGACAGCGGUGGCCGUGGCCGUGGAGAACGACCACACCAUAGCUUUUCUGGGGAGCAGCGUGGGAGAGGUGGUGAAGGUUCAUUUGUCAAGCAGUCCGGACGGGUACAUCAGGGUUUCCGGGGACACGGCGGGCGGCCGCGUGAAUAAGAACCUUUUCUUUGACAAGACCCACAGCCACCUGUACAUCACCGCCGAGAAAAAGAUCUCUAAGGUUCCCGUGCAGACGUGCCAUCUGAAGACUGACUGCGAGUCCUGCAUGGCCCUCAAAGAUCCCUACUGCGGCUGGUGCGUCCUGGAGGGCAGAUGUACGAGAAGGUCCGAGUGCAGUCGAGCCGAGGAGAAGAACGGCUGGCUGUGGAGCCCCAAACAACAGUGUGUUAAAAUAGUCUCCUUCCAUCCUCCCAACCUCAGCUGCAAGAGAUCCCAGCAGGUUGAGAUCAACAUCCCAUCCCUGCCCAGCGUCAGAGAUUUUGACAGGAUUCAGUGCACAGUCGGCUUAUACAGGAGUAAAGCCGCCAUGGUCGACUCCAUGGUGAGGUGCAGCCUUCCUCCACCUGAGGAGCUGCCAUCUACACCCCCACUGCAGGAUUUCGUGGCAGUGCUGGUGCGAGUGUACGUGAAUGAUAGUGUGGAGGUGGCCUCUCGCGAGUUUGACUUCUACAACUGUGCAGCAGCCAUCCGCAAAGCGGAAAACACUCCAUGUACAGCCUGCGUGAGCAGACCGUGGGCGUGUCAGUGGAAUACUGCUGACCACACCUGCUCGGAUAUGAACGAUAAUGAAAAAGGACCCAACAUCAUCAAACAUAAACAGGCGAAGAACUGUCCGCGGUUUGAGAACCCGGACCCCGUCCUCAUUCCUGUGGGAUUUAAGACCCGCAUCAGUUUUGAGGGUGUAAAUCUAGGUGCCUACAAGGAGCGGGAAUUUACUAUCGGCACAGAGCUAAUGAAACAGGUUGAAGACGAUGUGAAGACGGAAGAGGGUCCGUUCUUCUCUUUCGGCGGAUAUAUGUUUGCCUACGACAAGACCCAGGAGACCAGUGUCCUGUUCCACAUUAAAGACAAAGACACCGAGAAGAAGAUUGACAGCACGCUCAAUGUCACUCUGUAUAACUGCUCGCUGGGCCGAGAGGACUGCAGUCUGUGUAAGAACGCGGACCCCAAAUACCAGUGCGUGUGGUGCGCUCGGACCCGCUCCUGCGUGUUCGAAAAGCUGUGUACCACCGACGAGGCGCAGGAGUGCCCGGACCCCGGCAUUUCAGCUAUAAUCCCUCGCUAUGGUCCUAUACUGGGAGGAAUCUCUGUUACUAUUAAAGGCUCCAACCUGGGAAUUCAGAAGGAGGACAUUAAGAGCAUCACUGUGGCAGGGGUUCCCUGCACUCAGCAGGAGGAGAAAUACUCGGUUUCUACCAGUGUUGUGUGUGAGAUUGGUGCAGUGGAAAACCUCAAACCGUUUGAAGGAUUGGUGGAGGUGGAGGUCAAAGGAGGAAAGAAAGGCACUUCUUCAGUCUACUUUAAUUAUCGGGACCCCAAGCCUGAAGCAGUACAUCCCAACCGUGGUCCCAGAGCAGGAGGGACGGUCAUCACGAUCACCGGAACCAACCUGGACACAGGCUCUAAGGAGGACGUGGUCAUCACUGUGGAUGGAGUGCCGUGCCCCGUUGAGGAGUUUGGAGAGAAGAUCACAUGUAAAGUGGGGCCGUAUCGAGGCGAGAAGGUGCCCUCUGACCUCCUCCCUGUUGUGGUGCGCUAUGGGAAAUACACCAGCACUCAGGUCUCUUCAGCCUUCCAGUUCUUCAACAAUCCAGUGAUUACAGAUCACCAGCCCAGACACAGCUUCGACUGUGGUGGAAGGCAGAUUACAGUGAUUGGCUCAGGGUUUGCCCUCAUCCAGAGAGCCUCUAUCAGAGUGCAGGUGGCUGACGAGUGGUCCGGGCUGAAGACGAGAACUACGGCCGAGUUCGUGCAGGAGGCCGUGAUUAAGAAUGACACCACGCUGCAGUUCCCCUCGCCGGUGGUGAAUAGGAUGCACGACAGCCAAUCCUUCACCAUGUCCAUCCAUCUGGACAACGUCGUGGAAAAGCUCAGUCCAUUCGAAUAUCACAGCAAUCCUGAGUUCUAUCCUCUCUCCAACAACGUCAUCAUAGAGAACAGCGUGUUCAUCGUAACGGGUCGAGGUUUUUCCAAAGCCAUGACCGCUAAGGAGGCGCUGGCGUUUGUGGGCGACGUGUCCUGUAAUGUGAACACUCUUCAGGACGACAAGCUGUUCCUGGACCCACCGAGCACCACGCCCAGCUCUCGCUCCAAGAGACAGCGCCGAGACAUCGCCACUGAACCCCUCGACCUCCUGAUUAAGUUUGGUCAUGGAGAGUGGGUGGUUGGCUCUGUGCACUACGAGAGGAAGUACGAGGUGAAGCUGGAUAAAAUCAUUAUCCCUGCUGUUGUCGUCCCCAUGCUGCUGAUUAUCGCCAUCUCUAUAGUGUGCUACAGGAGGAAGAGUCAGCAGGCUGAGCGCGAGUACGAGAAGGUGAAGCAUCAGUUGGAGAAUCUGGAGGAGAGUGUACGGGAUCGCUGCAAAAAGGAGUUCACAGACCUGAUGAUCGAGAUGGAGGAUCACACGAAUGAUCUGAGUGAAGGACGAAUCCCCUUCCUGGAUUAUAAGACCUACACAGACCGGGUCUUCUUCCUGCCCUCUAAAGACGGAGCCAACGACGUCAUGAUCACCGGCAAGCUGGAUAUCCCAGAAUCCCGCAAAGCUAUAGUGGCCCAGGCUCUCAACCAGUUCUCCAACCUGCUCAACAGCAAGACCUUCCUCAUCACUUUUAUCCGGACUCUGGAGGCUCGUCCAGACUUCAAUGCGAGGGCUAAGGUGUACUGUGCGUCUCUGCUGACUGUGGCUCUGCAUGGAAAGCUGGAGUACUACACAGACAUCAUGAGGACUCUGCUGCUCGGGCUAAUGGAGGAGUAUGUGCAGAGUAAAAACCCUAAACUGAUGCUACGCAGGUCAGAGACAGUGGUUGAGAGGAUGCUGUGUAACUGGAUGUCCAUCUGCCUCUAUCAGUUCCUGAAGGACUCUGCUGGUGAGCCACUGUAUAAACUCUUCAGAGCCAUUAAGCACCAGAUAGAGAAGGGUCCAGUGGAUGCACAGGUGAAAAAAGCCAAGUACACACUCAACGACACAGGCUUGCUGGGCGAUGACGUGGAGUACAGUAUGCUGACCCUGCAGGUGCUGGUCCAGGGAGAAGGUCCUGACAUUACUCCAGUGAAAGUGCUGGACUGUGACACCAUUUCUCAGGUGAAAGAGAAGAUCAUUGAGCAGGUGUACAAAAACCUGCCCUACUCUCAGAGGCCCAAAGUGGAGAGCGUGACACUCGAGUGGCGUCCUGGCUCGACGGGGCAGAUUCUGUCUGACCUGGACGUGACUUCUCAGAAAGAAGGCAGAUGGAGACGCCUUAACACGUUAGCUCACUACAACGUUCGAGACAAUGCCACGUUGGUCCUCUCCAGGCUCAUGCACACACAGCAGUCGUACUACCAAAACCAUGACAACCACGAGGAGAGAAAUGCCUUGCUGGAAGAUGAUAAAGUGUUCCAUCUGGUCCGACCAGCAGACGAGCUGGACGAGAUGAAGUCCAAGAGAGGCAGCAUAAAGGACAAGUCCAUGACCAAAGCCAUCACAGAGAUCUAUCUCACACGCCUGCUCUCGGUCAAGGGCACGCUGCAGCAGUUUGUGGACGACUUCUUCCGGAGUGUUCUCUGCUCAGGAACUGAGGUGCCGCCUGCUGUUAAAUACUUUUUCGACUUCCUGGAUGAACAGGCCUUAAAACACGACAACGUGGACGAGGAGACCAUUCACAUCUGGAAGACGAACAGUCUCCCUCUAAGGUUCUGGGUGAACAUUCUGAAGAACCCGCAUUUCAUCUUUGAUGUCCAUGUGACAGAAGUGGUUGAUGCCUCGUUAUCAGUGAUCGCUCAGACCUUCAUGGAUGCCUGCACAAAGUCGGAGCACAAACUCAGCAGGGACUCGCCCAGCAACAAGCUUCUCUAUGCAAAAGAGAUCUCUUCAUACAAGAAGAUGGUGGAUGAGUACUACAAAGGAAUCCGAGUAAUGGUACCAGUCAGUGACCAAGACAUGAACACACACUUGGCUGAAGUGUCUCGGGCUCAUACAGACAAACUGAACACACAAGUGGCUCUCCAUCAGCUGUACCAGUAUGCGAGCAAAUACUAUAAAGAGAUUGUCCUAUCUCUGGAUGAAGACCCUGCAGCACAGAGUAAGCAGCUGACGUUCAGGCUCCAGCAGAUCGCUGCAGCGCUGGAAAACAAAGUGACAGAUCUCUAACCCUGCCGCACCGAAACACAAAGAGACGGAGAGACAGAGAGAGAGAGAGAGAGAGAUAGAGGCUGGUGUGGAAUCAAACUGCCAGAGGUCAUGUUGGGCUCAAGUCUCUGGGGGUUGGAGAAAGGAAUAGAAAGAAAAAUGGAACAAAAGAAUGCAGCCCUCAGAGUGUAUUUAGCAUUAUAACUAUAAUCAGAUGUUCAAUUUCUUCCUGUGUAGAGAAAAGAAGUUUUAAGAAUUGUAUUAUAUAUUUUUUUUAUCGUGCAGUCUUUAAUGCGGAAAGCUUUAUAAUGAGAAAAUAACUUUUUAAAUGGACAGCCUUGUGUUGAUUGUGUUUAUAAAGCCUCUGUGUAUAUGUGGGGGAUCUGUGGGGGUGGGUCUGUGUGUGUCUAUUAUGGGGGUGUGUUGGAGAAUUUUUUUGUGUGUGUGUGUGUUGAGUGUGAGAUGACUGCUGACUGCUAAUUGCUCACACACAGGAUGCCUAAUUUCUGACCCAAAGGGAGUCACCCAGUCAUCUACAGUCAGUGUAUGACCCCAGGGUGUUUGUACGCGCGUGUGUGUGUGUGAGUGUGAGCAUGUUCGUUUUAAUGUCCGCUCACUCUGGGGUCAUAACCUACUUAUGUAUUGUCCAACCAAACAUCAUCUGAUGGACCCUGACUGGCAGGAAGCAGAGCGGAUCUCCAGCAGGUGGUGAUUUUAUUUUUCUAUUGAUUCUAUGUGCGGACCUGCUGGCCUGAUGGGUCAGCUUCCAUCAGACGACACACUGGAAAAGCCAAUAAUGUAAUUAAUAGCACAUUUCCUUUACAUGCUCUUAAUGCACCAUAACAACAUGGACCAACCUGAGCACAAAGAGAUUCUGUUUAGGCAAUAGCAUUUAAACUAAACUAAAUAAGUGUCCGCUGACACAAAACAUGUCAUUUUUAUAUAUAUAGAUAAGUGUUUCAAGUGUCCUGAAACAUUUGUUUAAUUGUACGCUCAUUUUAGAAAUGUGCUUAUUAUUCUGUUUUGCGCUGAUUUUUUUUUUUUACAUUGUUUUGCACGUCUUAUAAAAUGAUGGUUAUGUUUUAUCUUUUAUGCUUCAUGUUACCAAAAUGUGAUGUUGAUGACAAAUCAUUUCAGAGAUGAUUACAGCAAUCUUUUCUAUUUCCCACAAUGCUUGGAACAACACUAUAAAAUGAAAUGCUUUAGAGCAUUUAAAGGGAAAUUCCACAGACUUUUCAAUAAUUCUGUAUAAUUCUAUAGCGUAUAGAUUAAAACAGAAACAUUCAGAUAUUUUAAGUGGUUUGGUGUGAAAUUAAAAGAGUAUUGUAGAGGAACUAGAAGGUGCAGUGCCUACAUGUAUAACAAUAGUAUUAACUGUCCAAAAUCACCAGUUAUUUAAUGCUGUAAUGAUGAUAAUAGUUAAUAUAAUAAAACAGCUAUUUUAUAACUUGUAUUUAAAGGUUUUUGUUUUAGAAAUCAGGUCAGAAAUAGUUAUAUGGAAUGUAAAACAUUUAAUUAAAGCAUUUUAAUUAUUAAAUGGUCGGAACAGAGUGGUCAAAGCAGAAAAAACAAUUUUUUAAACGGAGCUAGCAAGCAUUGGGGCCUCGAGUGGUCUAUGAUUGGGAGAUCGCUGGGUCGAAUCCCGGUCAUGCGGCUUGUCAUCAGCUACAGGAGUCCUGAGAGAGCACAAUUGGCCUUGCUCUCUCUGGGUGUGUAGAUGGUUCUUUUUCAUUCUCUCAUCAUUCCUAGGGUGAUGUCGAUCAGCACAAGGCGUCUGUGAGCUCAUAUAUCGGAACUGAGACGCUGCGCUUUUCUCCGAGCGCACUGGCAAUGUAUAUACAGCUGAGUAGCAGCUGAAUUAAUGGGAGAGUUGGCUUAGCUAAAUUGGGAAAUAGAAAUUUUAAAUGGAAGUAUCUUCAAAACUAAUUCAGUAAAUAUGGUCAUAGGGUGCUUUAAGGAACUUUACACAGAUUUUAAAGGGUCUGUGAGGGUCUUAGCUCCUCUGGGUUAAGGUGGCAUAUCAGCUUAAUUGUAUCAAAUGGGCACAGAAAUCCUUUUGCAUUGUUUAUUCAUUUAAAAUGAUAUUUAAAACAUUUGUUAUCAGUCAGAUUUAGUGAAAUUAUACAGAAAACAAUGACUCAAUCAACUUUCUAAUACUUGGUGCCCAUUCUCUUCACCCAUUCUCUUCUAAUGAUCCGCUACACCUCAAGCUCUCCACAGGGGUCAUCAGGUUGACACCUCCCUCCCUUUGUCAGUGUUUCGCUGAAUUAAGUCCUCUGGAAGGCUCAACAGCGAGGCCUGGCAUCUCAAUCCCAAUCACAAUCCUACUGCCCUUUAAGAUCAGUUUACCUGAACACCUUAUUACCUACCUGACUGAAUACCUGUAGUUUAUAUCUGUAGAGUCACACUGACCUUCCUGGUGAGCAUGACGGUUGGAGGUUGUACUUAUAGCUCCACUGGUGCUGGCACCACUCUGAACAUUUCUAAAACAGAGCCAGAAUUUCACACCAAACCAUGAUGAAUGAAUCUGUUUAAAUGUUAACUAUUUAAACUAGCAAAUCUUUCAUUUUAAAGAAUCUGUGAAAUUUCCCUUUUUAAGUUUUUUUAAAAAGCUUGCCUGAUAUCUGUUUUUGUCCAGCAGGGGGUGUAGCUUGGCACGCUGAGGUGCAGAGCUAGUGGUCCUCACAUUUUUCAGCACUUAGUUUAAUCCUGCUGAACAAAAACAGAUCCACACUCAUCAGCCAUAAUAUUAAAACCUGCCAGAACAGUUCUGACCUGUCAAAGCAAGGAAUUCACAAGAUAUCUGAAGGUGUCCUGUGAUAUCUGGCACUUUAUCAGAAUGUUAGCAGCAGACCCUUUAAGUCCUUUUAGUUUAGUUUUAGUGAAGUGGGGCCUGCGUGGAUCUCACAGCAGUGACUGCUGGGUGCCCAUGGCCCUGUCACUGGUUCACUGGAUGUCCUUAUGUUUAUCUGACUGACCUGUAGACCAGCAGAACCCCACCAGAUCUGCCUGAUUUUAGUGUGUCUCAAAUCCCUACAUUCAUCCAUUUUUGUUCCAACAUGCGUCAAAAACAAACCACCUUCAAGAACUGACUGUUCACUUGCUGCCUAAUACAGAGAUCACACCCUUCAACAGAAGCCACUGUAAAGAGAUCAUUCUCUUCAGUGGAUUCAGUGGAUUUAAUAUUAUGGCUGAUGAGUGUCAAAAGGAAACAUUUCAUACUGUAAUGUGUAUCCAAGUGGAUCAAUCGUUGCUGUUAAAACGUCAGAUAACGUGUUGUGAGAGUAGCAUUCAGCUAAUACAUUAGCGAGGGAGUCGACAUAGUAAUAAUAAUAAGCAGCUUUUAAAUGCGUAGCUGCUUUGGUACUAAACAGUGAUGAACAGUGUGGUAUUUCUGAGCUAAACUGUUGAACAGUGUGUAAACUGCACAUGAGCUUCUCUGUAUCUGUAUUCAAACUGUACUUUUUUUUUCUUUUCAUUUUUGUACUUUUUUUUUUUUUUCAUUUUUGUACCUUUGUUUUAAGAGAUCAUUGUUUGUGUUCAUACUAUAGACGUCAUACUGUCUGUACCAAAUACUGCAAUACAGCAAUCCUUCUCAAAGUUUGGAGUAUUAUAGGUGUUUAGGUAGCCUUUUUUGAAGCUGGUGAAUAUUGCUUUUUUUUUUGUUUUUUUAUUCGCUUUCAUUCUUAUAGGGGUUGAGGUUGGGAAUUAGGUCAGGAAUAACUGGUCUUAGAUCAGCUCAAAUCCUUUUUGUUUGUUUUUUAAAGCCUUUUCCUUGAGCAGCAUCUCGAGCAGCAUCUUUUAGGGCUUGUGCCACCCUUCGUUUUGACUGCCAGAUGGCUGGAUUCUGGCCUCUGAAUGGUGGGAUUCCUCAUGAAAGUAAGGAGUAGCGGUGGUCUGUCUGCGGCGUCUCUGUCGCCGAGCAGCGCGGAGCAUAAUGAAGAAGCCUCGCGGCGGUUGGCACUGCCCACUCAAUUCCCCUCUGCUUUAAUGAAAGCAGCGGGAGACGCGUUUGAUCUUAAUUGCAUGCAAGCUGCUGACACCGUGCUUUUAAAUAUGCUCACAAUAUUCCGUCUUUUAUUAUUUCAUUAUUUUCCUUCGGGUUCAGAAUCGGAGACCCAAGCCCCUAUAGCUCGACGCAAAGCUUCUUUAGCCUUUCUUUCACCGAAACGUGCCUUAAUGAUAUUAAGUGUUACUACUACUAUCGUUAAUUCUAUUCGAUGAUAUCAAGUGGCGAAAUGGCUCAAGUUUUAGAGAUAGGGUGCUUGCAGUGUCUUUGCAGCUGUGGUGUUGACCGUGAGUAAGUGCAGUUGUCAUGCUAGGAUCAUUUGUGCUGUAGCCACAAUGUGCCAAUUAGGUUGAUCGCAAGCAAAGGGAAGUUAAAGGCCGUUUUUAUAGCGUGCAUAUCUUUCUGGGCGUCCGUGAUUCGUGCGUGUGUGUGUGCGCGUGUGCACUUUUGUAGACGUCAUAUACUGGGAACAAAAAUCUCAGACUGAUUGAUCCGACCUAAACAAGGCCGUGGUGAAUGUAAAUCCAUCCCCUCACUCCCUCCAAAAGCAUCCGCCAUUACGCUUUUGUUCCUGAUUCAAGAGGAGCAGGAUGUGCAACAGAGGUUGUUGACUAGCUCUAGUGUGUCCCACUGUUGUGUUUAUCCCCUUAGCUCUUAUCAUUUCUAUGCUAUUUCAUAGUGUGUAUGAAAAAAAAGAAACACAGUAUCUAUACUCUACAAUGACCUUCUUACUGCUGUGCAGUUAUUUUUAUUCCUUCAUGUCCUUAUGAUAAUAAUAUAUGCCUUUGUAUUAAAGAUGAAGCAAAUCUGUCAACACUGUAUUUCUUGUGUAAUAAUCCUAUGCAUUUUUGAGGUCCAGGAAAAAAAAUGCCAGUAUGUUGUGCUGUUAUCAAGAUGUUUUUCUCCCCUUUUCUCCUUGUGAAUGUGUAGUGAAGUGAGAGUAAGAUAGCUGGGACUGUAUAAGGUGCAGUAAAGAGAAGAAUAAAGGCGGGAGUCUAAAUGCUGGCCACGGCUCCUUCGGACCCGGCCGCUCGGAACAUAAUCUGUUUGUACUGAAGUGCUCGCCACUCAGUGGGGGGGCAAGGCCCGACAAACACACACCUUGCACCCUUACGUCAAUAAAGAGACACUUCCAUUUCA
Astyanax mexicanus (Mexican tetra) is the source of this 11701-nucleotide messenger RNA. RefSeq names its product plexin b2b (gene plxnb2b). Bases 967 to 6573 code for a protein of 1868 amino acids. The record is from RefSeq and is a predicted model, not a curated record. The transcript is spliced from 37 exons. Gene Ontology annotation, biological process: regulation of cell migration; regulation of cell shape; positive regulation of axonogenesis. Gene Ontology annotation, cellular component: semaphorin receptor complex. Gene Ontology annotation, molecular function: protein binding; semaphorin receptor activity. Lineage: Eukaryota; Metazoa; Chordata; Actinopteri; Characiformes; Acestrorhamphidae.